Molecule: messenger RNA, 569 nt
Organism: Emericellopsis atlantica
Lineage: Eukaryota; Fungi; Ascomycota; Sordariomycetes; Hypocreales; Bionectriaceae
Exons: 2
Coding region: 292-504 (70 amino acids)
Molecular function (GO): oxidoreductase activity, acting on paired donors, with incorporation or reduction of molecular oxygen; heme binding; monooxygenase activity
Source: RefSeq, a predicted model, not a curated record
AUGCGGGCUGCUCAGUAGCAUCGUUUGACACCCACUUAGUCAAUCCAUGAUUUUCAAGCUCUCGCGCGAAAGAGAGUCAUUUGUUGUUUCAUCCGCCUGGUUCUCGGCGGACGUUCCGCGCCUCUCAAUGUUCAUGUUUGUCCCCCAUCAGUUAUAACCACGCACGCUAUCACAAGAUCUUUCACCUCUCCACUUUCACCUGUCGGCAGAUCAACUGCAGUCUGGGGCCCUGAUGCCGACGCCUUCCGCCGUGAGAGGUGGUUGCGCGCAGAGGAUGAUGAGCUCAGGGCGAUGCAAGCGGCGGUAGACACACAAUUUGGGGGCGGCAAGUAUAGUUGUCUUGGCAAGCCUAUUGCCAUGAUGGAGUUGCACAAGAUGGUCUUCAAGCUACUGCGACAUUUUGAUGUUGCGCUCAUGGAUUCCCAAAGAUUCAUCAAAGUACGGUCAGGGGUGUUCAUGAGUGCGUCGAACUUCUGGGUCAAGCUUGAUAAGAGAGCUGCCUGAUCGUGUGUGGAUUUAGAUUGUCAUUGAGAUGACAACGUGGUGUAAUUUUGGUUGGCAAACAGGAG